AUGGAAACAUUAGUCCAGAGACUCCCGGGUAACUUCCAGACAAGCAGCCCCCGUUACCUGGGUGACGAUGACCCUCAAAUCCAGGCUUACUUGAUUCAUCAAGCAACAAGCCCUGAACCUGUGGAGGACAUUUUUGAUGAAGACGAAGUAAUACGCUUGUAUAUUCCAGAGUUAGAGAAUUACGGGGGUGAAGAGACAGAGAGGAGUGACCCACAGCUCCAAAGCAGUGACAUUCCUGUUUAUGAAGAUCAAAGAUCUGUCAGUGAGUUUACACAUCAAGGAAACGUUAAAACUGACUAUCGUGUGAAAUCAGCUCCUCCUAGUAGGAAACAAGUUUCUAGUGAAAAGAAUUCGCCAGCUUCAACUCCCAAAGAAUCAGGUCGGACUUACAUAACAGCUCAAAAUUAUUUGCAAAAUUUGUUUCCAAAAUCGCAGCGAUACAUACAUAAAUCUGUGUAUGAAGUUACCUCCCCUAAUAAGAGUGACCCAACUGACAACGUCCGUGGCAGGUGUACCAAUGUCACUGCCGUCCUAAAUAAACCAAUAGCCUGUCCUUCAGAAACUGGAUUUAAAAAGCAAACACGACCAUUUCGCUCUUGUUAUAGUGCAAACACUAUUCGUAAAAUAGGAAAACAAAAGGAAAAUAAAAAGAUGAAUUGUAUUGGAGGAGAAAUGUUUUCAACAUCCAAUCACAUGACAUCAGGCAAUAUGAUGACCAGUCACAUGACAACUUCAUCAUCAGGUCAUAUGAAUCGUGUUCAGGAGAAAGAGGAACUUCAGCGUUUGAACGAUAGGUUCAGUGCUUAUGUACAGCGUGUACGACAGUUGCGAGAGCAGAGUGGACAAAUUGACUCUUCAUCAUUUCUGAAGACCACAAAACAACUAGAGGAUGAAGUGGCAAAUCUAAAGAAUUUAUAUGAACAUGAACUUCACAAUGUCAGGUGUCAGCUUGAUGAGGUGACAAAAGAGAAGAACUCGUAUCAUCUACAGUUUAACAAGAGUAACCAAACUGCAGCUGACCUUCAGGACAGACUUUCAGUGGAAGUGGACAAGAACAGAAAGAUAACAGACGACAUCAAUGUGUGUCAGAGGAAGAUAAUGGCUUUACAGACAGAGCUGGAGGAUGCCAAGAUGUCCUCCAGUCAGCCUUAUGAGGAUAUGAAUCGCCUCCAAAGGGAUAUAGACAGUCUUGUGCGAGAAAAUGAAAACUUCAAGCGAAGAUAUGACAAGGAGCAGUUGAUGAGACAGGAGUGUGAAGACAAGCUGAGUCAAUGUAUAAAGAAGGCAGAGUUUAGUGAGCAGGUGUUAAACCAGCAGUUAAAUGAGGCCCGUGAACGCCUUAACGUGUCAACAGCUACCAUAUUAUCCCUGGAGGGUCGUGUGCGGGAUCUGAGCAAAACCGACACUACUGUGCCUGAAAUGAUUCGCCAGGUCAGAGAGGCAGCAGAGGAAGAACUUGCCCAGUACAAGACCAAUUCUGAAAAUGAGUUUGCUCGCAAUAUAAACUCACUGAAGGUCCAAAUGGAAAAUGAUGCCCAGACAGUCGAGCGGAUCAACCGAGAGAAGUCUGAACUCUUAGGAAGUACAGGAGAGUUGAAGGCCAGGAUUACCUCCCUUGAGGGACAGAUACAUAUGCUGGAACACCAAAAGAAAUCGGCAGAAGAAAUGUUACAGCAGGAAAGACAACGAUCUGCUGAGCAAAUCCAAAUCAUGGAAAAGAAAUUCCGGGAAGUCCAAGAUUUACUGAUCGUAAAAAUGAGGGAAGUCAAUGUGUCACGAGACACAAACAUCCCACUGAAGGCUGAGAUAGAGGCUAUGAAAGUUCUAUUAGAGGAGGAGGAGCGAAGACUUCUUAACUCUGCUGUAUUUACUACACAACAAACCACAACUAAGCCAGCUAUUGCAUCAUACACUACCGCCACACGACCUUUGACCCCGUCGGCUCCACCUAUAUCCCCAGUUAACCCAACCCUGUCAGCAUACAUGCAGCAGACGGAGGUUGGACCGGAUACAUUGCUACCCCAGACAGACAUGCUUGACCCUGUCGUGUCGUCAGCCUUAGCCAGACAAGAAUAUGAAACCAUGGCAACCUCUCCUGACAUUCCUAGUGCCACACGCUAUACCUAUGAGGCAACACCUAGUAUGAACCGCCUGCAGAUAGAACCAUCACCACCUGUAACUCCUCGACCUGUCGGUCCUGUUGUCAGAGUCAAGUCAGCCCCAGCCUCGGGCCACAGUAACCAGGGAAGGAUAACAGCCACUGGACUUGUACCGGCCAGUCUUGGUCAAGGAAAGGACUACUUUGAUGAAAUGUUCCGUGAUCUUACAAAAGAGACACUUUACACACAAGUACGCCCUAAAAGUAGUCCUUCUGAACGGCAACCAACAUCUACAUACCAUGAUUAUAAUACAUCCACCUCCAGCCAAAGUGAGAGUAUAGGGAUUCCAGGCUGUGACUCUCCUGACCCUACGGCGUUUACAUUUAGUGAGGGUAAGAAAAACCAGAAAGUCAAGUUAAAACGCAAAUUGUGUGGUGAACAGUACUACUACGCCAGUGCCAUAGGAGACAUCAAGAUCCUCGAGGUGAAUCAGGAGGGCAAGUACGUCCGACUGUCAAACGACUCAGAACAGGAGACAGAAUUUGGAGGGUUUAUGAUACAGCAGAACGUUGGAGGACAUCCAGUAGCUGUUUACAGAUUUCCUGGCCGCGCUAAAUUUCCCAAACAAUCAACAAUUACUGUGUGGUCAGGAAGUAACGAGGCAAUCCUACACCAACCCCCUACAGACUACGUGUGGAAGGAGCAGACUAAGUGGGGUACUGGACCUGAGUGUACCACCAUCCUGUGUAAACCUAACGGACAGGCUAUUGCAUGGACUACAGCAGCACACAGAUUUACCAGAAACGCGUUUGAAGAUACACGACCGAACUCCGAUUUAGACGACUACCAAGAAAACAUGGAACCUGUCAUGAAUACUGACCAGGAAAGUUUAACAGACAUGACUGUCAACAUAAAUGAACCACGACCAGAUCCUGUAUAUUUACGCAGGGAGAAGCAAGCUCCACCAACACUAGCCCCGCAAAAACACCCACAUGGCAUCAGUCCUGGGCGAGAGUCCCACCCCCACUCUGGACAAGCCAGGCCUUUAACAUAUGGCAAUGAUAACAGUACCGUCAACCGUCAAUCUCGAUCUCAGACCACUCGUCCUGAUCCAGUCCCAGGUCAACCUUAUGCUGGAGCAGCAGCUCAAAAGAUGGGAAGUGCACCACUGCGCAAAUUUUCACCAAACCAGAUGACCCGUGGAAAUACAAAUAUGUCCAAACAAUCGUCAUUUUGGAACAGCUCAUCAAGAAAUAGAAAGACUGAAAAUGAACGGCCGUCUACUCCUCCAAAUUCGUUUAUGACCCCCCACAACCGAUUUGAGAAGGGGCUAAAGCAGAUCCAGUCUCAACAUAAUAUGGAUUUCCUUCCCCCCAUGCCACGACCUCCUCUCUUCUCCUCAUGGUAG
Messenger RNA from Ylistrum balloti, 3507 nucleotides. RefSeq lists its product as uncharacterized. The record is from RefSeq and is a predicted model, not a curated record. Gene Ontology annotation, cellular component: cytoplasm; nuclear envelope. The transcript has 18 exons. Lineage: Eukaryota; Metazoa; Mollusca; Bivalvia; Pectinida; Pectinidae. Bases 1 to 3507 code for a protein of 1168 amino acids.